Molecule: messenger RNA, 2817 nt
Organism: Kogia breviceps (pygmy sperm whale)
Lineage: Eukaryota; Metazoa; Chordata; Mammalia; Artiodactyla; Physeteridae
Gene: GSS
Product: glutathione synthetase
Biological process (GO): glutathione biosynthetic process
Cellular component (GO): cytosol
Molecular function (GO): glutathione synthase activity; glutathione binding; ATP binding
Source: RefSeq, a predicted model, not a curated record
GCGCGUUGGAUCACAUCGAGGCCCCGCCCCAUGAAGCUCCGGUAAAGGCGCGAGGGGGCCUGAGUACGGAGUGCGGCAGGACGACGAACGAGUCGGGAUGGCCACCGGCUGGGGGAGCCUCUUGCAGGAUGAACAGCAGCUGGAGGAGCUAACAAGGCAGGCUGUGGACCGGGCCCUUGCGGAGGGAGUGUUGCUGAGGACCUCACAAGAGCCCAGCUCCUCGGAUGUGGUAAGCUAUGCCCCGUUCACACUCUUCCCCUCACUGGUCCCGAGUGCCCUGCUGGAGCAGGCCUAUGCUGUGCAAAUGGACUUCAACCUGCUGGUGGAUGCUGUCAGCCAGAAUGCUGCCUUUCUGGAGCAAACUCUCUCCAGCACCAUCAAAAGGGACAACUUUACUGCUCAUCUCUUUGACAUCCACAAGCAAGUCCUGAAAGAGGGCAUUGCCCAGACGGUGUUCCUGGGCCUGAAUCGCUCAGACUACAUGUUCCAGCGCAACACAGAUGGCUCUGCGGCCCUGAAACAGAUUGAAAUCAACACCAUCUCUGCCAGCUUUGGGGGCCUAGCCUCCCGGACCCCUGCUGUGCAUCGACAUGUUCUCAAUGUCCUGGGUAAGACCAAAGAAGCUGCCAAGGUCCUCUCCAAUAAUCCCAGCAAGGGAUUGGCCAUGGGGAUUGCCAAAGCCUGGGAACUCUACGGCUCAGCCAACGCUCGGGUGCUACUGAUUGCCCAGGAGAAGGAAAGGAAUAUAUUUGACCAGCGUGCCAUAGAGAAUGAGCUACUGGCCAGGAAUAUCCACGUAAUCCGGCGAAAGUUUGAAGAUGUCGCCGAAAAGGGGUCUCUAGACCAGGACCGAAGACUGUUUAUGGACGGCCAGGAAGUUGCUGUGGUUUACUUCCGGGAUGGCUACAUGCCAAGUCAUUACAGUCUACAGAACUGGGAAGCACGGCUGCUGCUGGAGAGGUCAUGUGCUGUCAAGUGCCCGGACAUUGCCACGCAGCUGGCUGGGACUAAGAAGGUGCAACAGGAGCUGAGCAGAUCAGGCAUGCUGGAGGUGUUGCUCCCCGGCCAGCCUGAGGCCGUGGCCCGCCUCCGUGCCACCUUUGCUGGCCUCUACUCACUGGACAUGGGUGAAGAAGGGGACCAGGCUAUCACUGAGGCCAUUGCUGCCCCUAGCUGCUUCGUGCUAAAGCCCCAGAGAGAGGGUGGAGGUAACAACCUAUACGGGGAGGAGAUGGUAAAGGCCCUGGAGCGGCUGAAGGACAGCGAGGAGAGAGCCUCCUACAUCCUCAUGGAGAAGAUAGAACCUGAACCUUUUGGGAAUUGUCUACUACGACCUGGCAGCCCUGCCCGAGUGGUCCAAUGCAUUUCAGAGCUGGGCAUCUUCGGGGUCUAUGUCAGGCAUGUAUUAAGGAGAAGUUAUAUCAUGGAUGUGAUUCUUCCUGAAAGUGAUGUCAACACUGCACUGGUGUUACUCAAGUGGGGUCUCCAGAUCACUUGUACCCAAGUCACCUAGGGAACUUGUUAAAAUGCAGAUUCCUGAGCCCAGACUUAGAAUCACAAUCACAACGUCCAAGAAUCUGCUUCUUUACUACAAGCUGGUAUAAAUAAUCAGUAGGUUAUAUAUAAAAUAAAUAACUAAUAAGGACCUGCUGUAUAGCACAGGGAACUCUACUCAGUACUCUAAUGGCUUACAUGGGAAAAGAAUCUAAAAAAGAGUGGCUAUAUGUAUAUGUAUAACAGAUUCACUUUGCUGUACACCUGAAACUAACACAACAUUGUAAAUCAACUAUACUCCAAUAAGAAUUUUUUUAAAAAGAAUCAGUAGGUAAUUCUGAUGCACAUUUAAAGUUAAGACUCACUGCCCUCUAUCAGCUGAUUUCUACCUCCUCAGCCUUGCCUCCUACUCUUGUCUAGGCUUCAGCCUGGUUUCUUUCAGUCAUUCUUUCAUUUAUUCAUUUGCUUAUUCAACUCCUAUGUGCUAUACAUAUGUAUAGAAGAAGGCACUGAUGAACAAGAUAAGCAAGAUUCCUGACAACAUGGAGCUUAUAUUCCAAUGAUAGUGCAGGUAAUAUACAAGUAAAAAAUAUAACCAAUAUAAUUUCAGAUUAUGAUAAGCAUUAUGAAGGAUAUAAAGAAUGACAUAAUAAUGACUGAGAAAUAAUUUUCAAAAAGACAUCUUAAGGAACUUUCAGACUGUAUGCAAAGAUUUAACUCUAAGAAUAUUCCCCUCAGUAUUAUUUUUCAAUUUUAUGAUUUUAAAAUAAGUAAUACAUACAAAUGGUACUGCAUAAAAAGAUACGUAAUGAGAAGUGUCCCUCCCACCCCUACCCUCCAAUCACCCUGCCUCCUGGCAACCAUUGUAACUACUAUGUUGUGUAACUUUCCAGAAAUAGUCAGUAUGCAGACAAGGCCACUCCUAAUAAGAUGAAGGGUAUAGGGCAACUGAACUAGUGGGGAGUAACCAAGAAAUCACUUUGGAAGAAGGCUACACCAUUAGCAUCUUUCAUAAGGUCCUUAGGAUAUUGUUGAAGAUGGAAAUUUUAAAAAUGAAUUUUAAAAACUGACUUUUAAUGCUGUUCAGAAGAGAAAUAAGUACUUCACAGUCCCCAACCAAGCACGGAAUGGGGAGGUGGGAAAGAGCUGCUUCAACGAUAGGACAGGCCUAUUAGACAAGCAUAUAUACAUGCAUUUAUGUUUAUGUAUUCUCUUUUUUUCUAUACAAAUGAUGGCAUACAAUACACACUACUCUGUAUCUUGUUUUUUAUUAAAUAUAAUACACAUCCAAUAAACUGCACAAAUCUUAAGUACAGAGCUUGA